Molecule: messenger RNA, 2908 nt
Organism: Coffea eugenioides
Lineage: Eukaryota; Viridiplantae; Streptophyta; Magnoliopsida; Gentianales; Rubiaceae
Product: transcriptional corepressor LEUNIG_HOMOLOG-like
Exons: 19
Coding region: 85-2577 (830 amino acids)
Molecular function (GO): transcription corepressor activity; protein binding
Source: RefSeq, a predicted model, not a curated record
UUUCAGUUCAACUUUUGCAUGGCUCUCUGUCCAUAACUCCCUUCUCGGUACACUGUGAAGGGGUAGUUAUUUAUCAUCUUGAUCAUGGCGGAUUGGAAUCCUCAGAAAGUUCUUGAUAAGUAUGUUCAUGACUACAUGAUCAAAAAGAACAUGCAUGAGGCUGCUGAGAUAUUUGUCCAGGAGGAUAACCUUGGUGAACAUGCAGUUGCUAUUGAUUGUCCUGAGGGGUUUUUGAAAGAAUGGUGGUCUUUAUUUUGGGACAUAUACUGUUCUAGGCUUUCACAGGCCAAUGAAGUUGGUGCAGCGGAACCUUCUCCAGAGGAUAUAGUGCCACCAACCGGGAAUGUGCUACAAAAUAUCCCUCCUAUCAUGCCAAGGCCUAUUAUGCUGAGGCCACCAGUGAGUCAACAAACAGCUAGGAACAAGCAGCAAAACCCCUUUGCUUCAUUGCCAAGGCCGCAAUUGAUUCAGCAGGCCCUGAAUUCAAUGCAAACAACCUUCCCUCUUCUGUCAAGGCCGGAAAUGAUCCAGCAGCCCGUGAAUGCAAUGCAAACACCCUUUCCUAUGCUGCCAAGGCUGGAAAUGAUCCAUCAGGCCAUGAAUGCAAUGCAAACAACCUUUCCUAUACUGCCAAGGGCAGAAACAAUUCAGCAGGCCAUGGACACAAUACAAACAUCCUUUCCCAUACUGCCAAGGCCAGAAAUGAUUCAGCAGGCCAUGAAUGUAAUGCAAACAACCCGUCCUAUACUGCCAAGGCCAGAAAUCAAUCAACAGGUCGUGAGUGCGAUACCAAUGUCAAAGCUAGAUUUCUCUUCAAAUUUUGCUGUCGGUCGAGGAUUUGAUUUAACUGCUAAUUUCCAGCUUCUUGAAGUUGAAAAUAUGACUCAAAUGCUUCCAUCUUCGAGCAACUUCAGCCGACAGCACCAAAUUCCAGAGGAGAUUCAGAGGCAAAAGAUGUUUGAGAAUAUUCAACCACAGUUUGCCAGAGAUGAUGGACAUGGUUUAAAUCUUGAAACAUCCAAAGAUGCUGUCCCAGUACCUCAAGGAGCACCUCAGGCUGCAGUGCAAGAAAGAGAAGUUUUUGACGCUGGGAAGGGCAAAUCAGUCCAACAGAUUCCUGUUCACGAUCAUCUUUUGAGAGGUGUUGGCUCAUUUUCUCCUGGCAGGAGGCAACCAUACUUAUCAACUGUACCACUGCCAAACCAGCAGCAACAAACUCCAGCAUUUGGAGCCCACUAUCAACAAUAUCAUUUAGCUAAACCAGAAGUGCAGAACUCCGGAAGACUGACAUUACCAGUUUCAGGAAGUUUUUGCAAUCUGCCUAGUCGCAUGAUAAUUGAUUUUGACUUGGGGAAGGUUUUACAACUGCCAGGUAAUGAUCAAAUUGGCAGUGGAACAGUAGUACAACAACGGGUUCCUGGGUUACAAAUGGCCAAGGAAACAUUAAUCCCUGAGAAACAGCAAACUCCUGAACUAAAAUGGCACAAGUCGAAAGAGAGUGUCAAAAGCAGGAAGAAUUCAUCAAGUGUUCUGCCUGUUCCAAGCAACUUGGAUGGAAGUAAUGCAGAAGGGCAGAACACUAUGGAUGAGGACAUCCAGCUCCACAUUCCAGAUGAGAACGACAAUUGUAAUGACCUGAGUACUGCACUCAGUACCUUUCAGCAAACUUCACCUGCACUGGACAAGAGUGCAUGGAAAGGCUUCUCCUUUGGAGAAUUUGGCAGCCUUCAAUCUCCAAACAACAAGCUCCUGUCCUGUCACUUCACAUCAACGGGAAGGUUGUUGGCUGGUGCAGGAUAUGAGAAGAAGAUCCUCAUAUGGAACAUGGAAACUUUGUCAGUUGAUGUUAUGGAAGGGCAUUCUGACCCCAUCACAGAUAUUCGAUUCAGACCAAAUUCAACAGUUUUUGCGACCUCAUCUUUUGAUAAAUCUCUUCAAAUUUGGGACGCAUCAAAGCCAACAAAUCCUCCAUCUAAGCUUGAUGGUCAUUCUGAACAUGUGAUGUCACUGGAUUUCCAUCCAAGGAUGGGGGAUGUUCUCUGUUCUUGUGAUAGUAGCAACGAAAUGCGGAUAUGGAAUGUCACUAGACAAACAUGUGUUCAUACUUCUCAGGGAGGUAGUAGACAAGUUAGGUUCCAGCCGCAACGUGGGGACCUUUUAGCAUCUGCUUCAGGAAACAUCAUCAAUUUGAUCGAUGUUGAAACAAAUAAAAUCACUUACCAGUUUAAGGGACAUGAUAAAGAUGUACGCUCAUUAUGUUGGGAUAAUGGUGGGACAUAUAUAGCCUCUGUCAGUGAAGACAGUGCAAGAAUAUGGACAAUCAACUUAGGUGGAAGGUGCAUUUAUCACCUGCACUGCACUGGUAAUAAAUUUGAGUCGUGCACCUUUCAUCCUGGGUAUGCUCAAUUAAUGGUGAUUGGAACUAACCAGAGACUGGAACUCUGGAAUCCAACUGAUACCAAUAAAACACAGUCGUAUGAUGCACAUGAUGACAUAAUUGCAGCAUUAGCAGAUUCACCGCAUACAGAAACCAUUGCCUCAGCAAGUCAUGACAAUUGGCUGAAGUUGUGGAAAUGACCUUUAGUUUCUUUGUUUCUUUAUCUUUUCUAGUAUGUGAUCAUAAAUGUGUUUACUGUGGAUAAUACCUAAAGGAGACAGCUUUGUUUACUAGGAUCUGGGUGUAAAUAGAUCCAUUGGUGCUGGUAAGAUCAUCAGGAACAAAAUCUGAAGAGAUAUAGCACCAGGGAGAAGAUCAGUUUAGGCGACAAUAAGGCUGGGAUUUGCCAUGUUUUUGGAGAUAGAACUUCCAUUAUAAGGAUGUAGUAUGCACAUAUAUAAAGUGUAAGUAAUCAACCAAUUUCUCAGCUGUAUGUAAAUGUUACUUGAAUCCAGUCUUUGUGCUUUGCCA